Molecule: messenger RNA, 7023 nt
Organism: Suncus etruscus (white-toothed pygmy shrew)
Lineage: Eukaryota; Metazoa; Chordata; Mammalia; Eulipotyphla; Soricidae
Gene: RAPGEF2
Product: Rap guanine nucleotide exchange factor 2
Exons: 30
Coding region: 79-5037 (1652 amino acids)
Biological process (GO): positive regulation of ERK1 and ERK2 cascade; small GTPase-mediated signal transduction
Molecular function (GO): guanyl-nucleotide exchange factor activity; protein binding
Source: RefSeq, a predicted model, not a curated record
GCCGCGGCAGCCGCGGCGCUGGGCCGGGAGGAGGCCGACCAGGGUGCGGAGCGGCCCCGACCGGGCCCGCGGGGGGAGAUGGCGUCCUACGUGGAUAACAGUUUCCGCCAGGCGGUGAUGAAGAACCCCGCCGAGAGGACCCCCCAGGAUCUGGAAAUAGUGUAUUCCUAUCUACACGGUAUGGAAGCCUUAUCAAACUUGAGGGAGCAUCAACUUAGGUUGAUGUGUGAAACUGUGAGAUAUGAAAGACAUGAAGCCAAUGAAGUUUUAUACUAUCCUGAUGAUAUCGGAACCUGCUGGUAUAUCCUUCUCUCCGGUUCUGUGUUUAUCAAGGAAUCCAUGUUUCUUCCAAGGAGCAGUUUUGGCAAACGUUCUGCAGGAAGCUUUAGGCGUGGCUGUGAAUGCAUUGUUUUAGAGCCUUCUGAAAUGAUUGUGGUGGACUAUAUGGAUGAAAAUGAAGAAUAUUUUCAGCGCCAAGCUUCUCAUCGACAGUCUCGAAGGAGGUUCCGGAAAAUCAACCAGAAAGGUGAAAGACAAACUAUUAUUGACACUGUGGACCCUUACCCCGUCGGCAAACCACCUUUACCUCGAGGCUAUCAUACGGAAUGCACUAAAUCUCAGCUUCCUGCAGAUUUCACCAAACUGCACCUUACUGAUAGUCUCCACCCACAGGUGACACACGUGUCUUCUAGCCAUUCAGGAUGUAGCAUCACCAGUGACUCUGGGAGCAGCAGCCUUUCAGAUAUCUACCAGGCCACAGAAAGUGAGGCAGGUGAUAUGGACUUGAGUGGUCUGCCAGAAACAGCAGUGGAUUCUGAGGAUGAUGAUGACGAAGAAGACAUUGAGAGGGCAUCGGAUCCUCUCAUGAGCAGAGACAUUGUAAGAGAUUGCCUAGAAAAGGACCCAAUUGACAGGACGGAUGAUGACAUCGAACAACUCUUGGAAUUCAUGCACCAGUUGCCUGCUUUUGCCAAUAUGACAAUGUCAGUGAGAAGGGAACUCUGUGCUGUGAUGGUGUUUGCUGUGGUAGAGAGAGCUGGGACCAUAGUGUUAAAUGAUGGUGAAGAGCUGGAUUCCUGGUCAGUGAUUCUGAAUGGAUCAGUGGAAGUGACUUAUCCAGAUGGAAAAGCAGAAAUAUUAUGUAUGGGGAAUAGUUUUGGUGUCUCUCCUACCAUGGACAAAGAAUAUAUGAAAGGAGUAAUGAGAACAAAGGUGGACGAUUGCCAGUUUGUCUGCAUAGCCCAGCAAGAUUACUGCCGUAUUCUCAAUCAAGUAGAAAAGAAUAUGCAAAAAGUUGAAGAGGAAGGAGAAAUUGUUAUGGUGAAAGAACACCGAGAGCUUGAUAGAACUGGAACAAGAAAGGGACACAUUGUCAUUAAGGGCACUUCAGAGAGAUUAACAAUGCAUUUGGUGGAGGAGCAUUCAGUGGUGGAUCCAACAUUUAUAGAAGACUUCCUUUUGACCUAUAGAACUUUUCUUUCCAGCCCAAUGGAAGUGGGCAAAAAGUUAUUGGAGUGGUUCAAUGACCCGAGCCUCAGGGAUAAGGUUACACGGGUAGUACUAUUGUGGGUGAAUAAUCACUUCAAUGACUUUGAAGGAGAUCCUGCAAUGACUCGAUUUCUAGAAGAAUUUGAAAAUAAUCUGGAAAGAGAGAAAAUGGGUGGGCAUCUAAGACUGUUGAAUAUUGCAUGUGCAGCAAAAGCAAAAAGAAGAUUGAUGACACUGACAAAACCAUCUCGAGAAGCUCCUUUGCCUUUUAUCUUACUUGGAGGCUCAGAGAAGGGAUUUGGAAUCUUUGUUGACAGUGUAGAUUCAGGUAGCAAAGCAACUGAAGCAGGCUUGAAACGAGGGGACCAGAUAUUAGAAGUAAAUGGUCAAAACUUUGAAAAUAUUCAGCUGUCUAAAGCCAUGGAAAUUCUUAGAAAUAACACACACUUAUCUAUCACUGUGAAAACCAAUUUAUUUGUAUUUAAAGAACUGCUAACAAGAUUAUCUGAAGAAAAACGAAAUGGUGCACCUCACCUUCCUAAAAUUGGAGACAUCAAAAAGGCCAGUCGCUACUCUAUUCCAGAUCUUGCUGUAGAUGUAGAACAAGUGAUAGGACUUGAGAAAGUAAAUAAAAAAAGCAAAGCCAACACUGUCGGAGGAAGGAACAAGUUAAAAAAGAUUCUUGACAAGACUCGGAUCAGUAUAUUGCCCCAAAAACCAUAUAAUGAUAUUGGGAUUGGUCAGUCUCAAGAUGAUAGCAUAGUAGGAUUAAGACAGACCAAGCAUAUCCCCACUGCACUGCCUGUCAGUGGAACCUUAUCUUCCAGUAAUCCUGAUUUAUUGCAGUCCCAUCAUCGCAUUUUGGACUUCAGUACUACUCCCGACUUACCAGAUCAAGUAUUAAGGGUUUUUAAGGCUGAUCAACAAAGUCGAUAUAUCAUGAUAAGUAAGGACACCACAGCGAAGGAAGUGGUCAUUCAGGCCAUUCGGGAGUUUGCUGUGACUGCCACCCCGGACCAAUAUUCACUAUGUGAAGUUUCCGUCACACCUGAGGGAGUAAUUAAGCAAAGAAGACUUCCAGAUCAGCUCUCCAAGCUUGCUGAUAGAAUACAGCUGAGUGGAAGGUAUUAUUUGAAGAACAACAUGGAAACAGAAACCCUUUGCUCGGAUGAAGAUGCUCAGGAAUUGUUGAGAGAGAGUCAAAUUUCCCUACUGCAGCUCAGCACUGUUGAAGUUGCCACACAGCUCUCUAUGCGAAAUUUUGAACUCUUCCGCAACAUUGAACCUACAGAGUAUAUAGAUGAUUUAUUUAAACUCAAAUCAAAAACCAGCUGUGCCAACCUGAAGAAAUUUGAGGAAGUCAUUAACCAGGAAACGUUUUGGGUAGCUUCUGAAAUUCUAAGGGAGACAAACCAGCUGAAGAGGAUGAAGAUCAUUAAACAUUUCAUCAAGAUAGCACUGCAUUGUAGGGAGUGCAAGAAUUUUAACUCAAUGUUUGCAAUCAUAAGUGGCCUGAAUCUGGCUCCAGUAGCGAGACUACGAACCACCUGGGAAAAACUACCCAAUAAAUAUGAAAAGCUAUUUCAAGAUCUCCAAGACUUGUUUGAUCCUUCUAGAAACAUGGCAAAAUAUCGCAAUGUUCUCAAUAGUCAAAACCUACAACCUCCCAUAAUCCCUCUGUUCCCUGUGAUCAAAAAAGAUCUCACGUUCCUUCAUGAAGGAAAUGACUCCAAAGUUGAAGGACUAGUUAAUUUUGAGAAACUAAGGAUGAUCGCAAAAGAAAUUCGUCAUGUUGGCCGCAUGGCUUCUGUUAACAUGGACCCUGCCCUCAUGUUCAGGACUCGGAAGAAGAAAUGGAGGAGUUUGGGGUCUCUCAGCCAGGGUAGUACAAAUGCAACAGUGCUAGAUGUUGCUCAGACAGGUGGUCAUAAAAAGCGCGUACGGCGUAGUUCCUUUCUCAAUGCCAAAAAGCUUUACGAAGAUGCUCAAAUGGCUCGAAAAGUGAAACAAUACCUGUCCAAUUUGGAGCUAGAAAUGGAUGAAGAGAGUCUUCAAACAUUAUCGCUGCAGUGUGAGCCAGCAACCAACACACUACCCAAGAAUCCUGGUGACAAAAAGCCUGUCAAAUCCGAGACUUCCCCAGUGGCUCCCAGAGCUGGGUCGCAGCAGAGAGCACAGCCACAGCCCUCGCAGCCCCCACAGAAACUCAACCAAGCUCUGCAGGUGCCAGCCGUGUCCCUUUACCCUUCGAGGAAGAAAGUCCCUGUUAAGGAUCUCCCACCUUUUGGUAUAAAUUCUCCACAAGCUUUAAAGAAAAUUCUUUCCUUGUCUGAAGAAGGCAGUCUGGAGCGUCACAAGAAACAAACUGAAGACACAAUAUCCAAUGCAUCUUCGCCUCCCACUUCUCCGCAAAGUUCUCCAAGAAAAGGCUACACUUUAGCUCCUAGUGGUACUGUGGAUAAUUUUUCAGAUUCUGGUCACAGUGAAAUUUCUUCAAGAUCCAGUAUUGUCAGCAAUUCUUCUUUUGACUCAGUGCCGGUCUCGCUGCAUGACGAGAGGCGCCAGAGGCACUCAGUCAGCAUCGUGGAAACAAACCUGGGUGUAGGGAGGAUGGAAAGACGUACCAUGAUUGAACCUGAUCAAUACAGCUUGGGGUCCUAUGCACCAAUGUCUGAGAGUCGAGGCUUAUAUGCUACAGCUACGGUGAUUUCUUCUCCAAGCACAGAGGAACUUUCCCAGGACCAGGGUGAUCGCGCAUCACUUGAUGCCGCUGACAGUGGCCGUGGGAGCUGGACGUCAUGCUCCAGUGGUUCCCAUGAUAACAUACAGACCAUUCAGCACCAGAGAAGCUGGGAGACACUUCCAUUUGGGCACACUCACUUUGAUUAUUCAGGGGAUCCUGCAGGCUUAUGGGCCUCAAGCAGCCAUAUGGACCAAAUGAUGUUUUCUGAUCAUAGCACAAAGUACAACAGGCAAAGUCAAAGUAGAGAGAGUCUUGAGCAAGCCCAGUCCCGGGCAAGCUGGGCAUCUUCCACAGGAUACUGGGGAGAAGACUCAGAAGGUGAUACAGGCACAAUAAAGCGAAGGGGUGGCAAAGAUGUCUCCAUUGAAGCUGAAAGCAGUAGCUUAACUUCAGUGGCCACUGAAGAAACCAAACCUGUCCCCAUGCCCGCCCACAUAGCUGUGACUCCGAGUACUGCCAAGGGACUUAUUGCAGCGCGAAAAGAGGGCAGGUAUCGAGAGCCGCCACCCACCCCUCCGGGCUACAUUGGAAUCCCCAUCACUGACUUCCCAGAAGGCCAUUCCCACCCUGCCAGGAAGCCUCCAGACUACAACGUGGCUCUUCAGAGAUCUCGGAUGGUUGCUCGACCCAGUGACCCCGCUGGACCUUCCCCUGUCCAGCAGCCACAUAGUCAGACAGCGAGUGGCAGGCCGGUGAACAAACCACAGUGGCAUAAACCCAACGAGUGUGACCCACGCCUUGCCCCCUAUCAGUCUCAAGGGUUCUCUGCUGAGGAGGAUGAAGAUGAGCAAGUGUCUGCUGUUUGAAGCACCAGCUUCUCCAGACCCAGAGUCAGCCACCCCAAGGAGAGCACAAGAUGACGUUCCUAGCGCUGGAGUCGUGGAACUCACGUUCUGAGGAUGGUGGACCAGUUUGCCUCCUUCCCUGCCUUAAAAGCAGCAUGGGGCUUCUUCCCCCCUACUUCCUUCCCCCUUUGCAUGUGAAAUACUGUGAAGAAAAUGCCCUGGCACUUUUCAGACUUUGUUGCUUGAAAUGCACAGUGCAGCAGUCUUCAAGCCCCCACUGUUGCUGCCUGCCACAUCACACAGUAUCAUUCCAAAUUCCAAGAUCAUCACAACAAGAUGAUUCACUCUGGCUGCACUUCUCAAUGCCUGGAAGGAUUUUUAAAAAUCUUCCUCUUAGGUUGCAAUCCAGUCCUAGCACUUGGUCUCAUUGGGAUAAUGAGCAAAGCUAGCCAUUGAACUACGUGGGGCCUUUAAUUCACCAAGGAAGACAAAGAACAAUGAAAUCCUUUGAGUACAGUGCUUGUCCACUUGUUUACAAUGUCCUUUAUUAUUUUCUUUUUCCUGAAGAAAAACGUAAGUUUAAAGAUUGUGUUGAGAGAAUAAAUAUUCUAUUCAUGUAAUGAUCACAGUAUUAUUUUCAACUUUUAAGAAGGGUUGCCAGCCUGGGUUUCUGAAAAACCAAAUAUGCCAGACAGAGUGUGGCCACACCCAGAAGAGGGAAGACCUGGCUGGGCCCCUGUCCUUCUGGCCUCGCCCCUGAAGUGCCCUAUCCUGGAAUAGAAAAUGUUCGCCAAUUUCUUAAACACCAAGAUACCUCACCCACGCCUGCCCCAGUGGGUGAGGCUCUGCAGACUGUUUGCACAUGGCCAGGGGAGGGAAAUGGGACUCUAGGGUCCUGUGUCUGAGCCUUAUGGAGCACAGGUCAUGUUAUUAAGAAGGCAUGCCCUGCUCCAUUGUGACAGAUGGCAAACCGAAUUUUUAAGUUAUAUUUGAUUUUUGUUAAGUUAGUUUUAGGGAUUUUUUUUACUUUUAAGAGAAAUGUUUAUAACUGGAUACCAUUGCAGUGAAAGCAGCUUAAGAUGUUGCAGCUAAUGCCAGCUGCAAUACCGCUCUUUCAAGACAGCCUCCCAUUACUGAAUUGGCAUUAGGAACUGAACAAGCCUUUGACACAAGAUCAAAAACCUGGUUAACAUGCCAGUGUUUGCAAUGUGGUUAGUCGCCAAAGACUGACCUGGAAGCGUUGUUCUAGGUGCAGAGGAGAAAGAAAGCCUGAGUGUAGCAGCCACCUGCUCACAGCUGCUAUUCACCUGACGAUGACUAGAUGACCCUCCACUCUAUUUUUGUGUUGUUUUUGCACAGACUCCGGAAAAGUGAAGGCUGCCAAUCCGAGUAGUACUCAGAUGUGAGGAACUGCUGGUCUUGGAUUUUUUUCCAUUAAAUUCAGCUGAUCAUAUUGAUCAGUAGAUAAACGUAAAUAGCUUCAAAUUUUAAAAGUCGAAUUACAGUGUUUUUUCACUGUAUCAAACAAUGUCAGUGCUUUAUUUAAUAAUUCUCUUCUGUAUCAUGGCAUUUGUCUACUUAUAUAUUAUUACAUUGUCAAUUAUGCAUUUGUAAUUUUACAUGUAAUAAGCAUUAUUUGCCAGUUUUAUUAUAUAGGCUACAGGCCUCAUGUGCAUAUAGAGAAAAAGAAAUCUAGCCCUAUCACAAGUUGCACAAAUGUUACCUAAUCAUUAAGUAAUUAUAGAACAUAGGACUGCUAAGCUCAGUUCGCUCUGUGAUGUCAAGUGCAGAAUGUACAAUUAACUGGUGAUUUCCUCAUACUUUUGAUACUACUUGUACCUGUAUGUCUUUUAGAAAGACAUUGGUGGAGUCUGUAUCCCUUUUGUAUUUUUAAUACAAUAAUUGUACAUAUUGGUUAUAUUUUUGUUGAAAUCGUAGAAAUGUACUAUGUUUAUGCUUCUACAUCCAGUUUGUAUAAGCUGGAAAAUAAAUAAAUAUAACAGACUA